AUGGAAAUCUUUCGGAAGGCCAUCAUGGAUUGUUCUUUGAACUCCAACCUGACUCAAGGCCCUUUUUUUACCUGGUCCAAUAACAAAAGGGUUGGUGACUUCACAAAAGAAAAACUUGAUAGAGCCUUGGCAAACAACAACUGGCUACACUGCUUUAAUGAUUCUUGCUGUCAAGUUAUCCUAGCCAAGAAGUCAGACCACUCUCCCAUCCUCAUUCAUGUGGGAAAUAAAACUAGCCAAAGUCCCAGUAAAGCUCACCUCUUUAGAUUUGAAGCAGCUUGGAAUAUGAAGGAAGGGAUCUCUACCAUCAUUAAAGAGGCUUGGGGUAAAGUGGUUGUGGGUGGUGAUGCUGCAGCUACUAUGAACAAAAGACUAUUGAAUUGCUGUCUUGCUCUAAAAAAGUGGAAUGGGUCUAAUAUCAAUAAGGCCUCAGGUGACAUCAAAAAGAAGAUGAAGAAGCUGGAGGAACUGCAAGAGUCUAACCAAGGGGACCAAGUUGAUGCUAUCCUUCUUCUUCAAAAGGAGAUUGAACAAUCACUUGGUGAGGAAGAGCUAAAAUGGAAACAAAGGGCCAAACAACAUUGGUUGCAAAAUGGAGAUAGGAAUACUAAAUUCUAUCACUUGCAUGCCACUCAAAGAAGGAAAACUAAUAAAAUCUCUCAAGUGUUGGACCCCAAUAACAAUCUGGCGACUCAGAAGCAACAAAUUGGGAAAAUCUUUACCAAUCAUUUUUCUUCUUUAUUUACCUCUUCUAAACCUUAUGAUAUAGAAAGGUGCCUAGAAGAUAUACCCCAAAGGUCACCCCCAUGA
Molecule: messenger RNA, 810 nt
Organism: Carya illinoinensis
Lineage: Eukaryota; Viridiplantae; Streptophyta; Magnoliopsida; Fagales; Juglandaceae
Exons: 1
Coding region: 1-810 (269 amino acids)
Source: RefSeq, a predicted model, not a curated record